AUGCAGCUGACCGUGAACUCGCUCGCCGCCAGCCUGGCGCUGCUCGCGCCCAGUGUCCAUGCGCUUCUACGUUUCUCGUGCUCGCAGCUCGUCGUCGAGCGUCUCGACCCGCUCGUCUUCCCCGGCGUCACGGGCUCCCCGCACGUCCACCAGAUCAUCGGUGGUAACGCCUUCAACCAGUCCAUGGAGUACCCGCGCAUGGAUAUCCCAAGCGAGGCCACGUGUACCACGUGCACCUUCGCCGAGGAUUUGUCCAACUACUGGACUGCCGUCCUCUACUUCCGUGCCCGCAACGGCACUUACAAGAGGGUCCCGCAGAUGGCUAACUCCGGUUUCGAGGGCGCAAACGGCGGCAUGACCGUUUACUACACGCCUAGCUACAACAACGACAAGGUUACUGCUUUCAAGCCUGGCUUCCGAAUGAUCGUCGGAGACCCGUCAUACCGAACCGAGGCCCAGGCCAAGAAGUUCCGUCAGCUUACUUACACCUGCCUCGACAACAUCCUCACCCGCACUGGUGAGACCCUUGACAUGCCGAAGAAGGUCUGCAAGGCCGGCAUCAUGGCUAACAUCCGCUUCCCGACCUGCUGGGACGGCAAGAACCUCGACUCAGCCGACCACUCGAGCCACGUCGCGUACCCCAGUGGUACCUUCGAGAGCGGCGGUGCCUGCCCCUCGACCCAUCCGGUCAAGAUCCCCCAACUCUUUUACGAGGUCAUCUGGGACACACGCGCGUUCAACAACCCCAACGACUGGCCUACCGACGGCAGCCAGCCCUUCGUCUGGUCCUUCGGUGACACGACCGGAUAUGGAAAUCACGGUGACUACAUGUUCGGCUGGAAGGGCGACGCUCUCCAGAAGGCCAUGGACUCCAACUGCAACAUCAACUGCCCUCAGCUCCAGACCCAGUCCAUCUCGCAGGGCAACCAGUGCAGCAAGAAGGUCUCCGUUAACGAGGAAAUCGACGGCUGGCUCAAGCAGCUUCCCGGCGGGAUGCCCGUCACUGAUGCGACUGGCAAGGUCCUCUACUAA
Messenger RNA from Daldinia loculata, 1032 nucleotides. RefSeq lists its product as uncharacterized. Lineage: Eukaryota; Fungi; Ascomycota; Sordariomycetes; Xylariales; Hypoxylaceae. The transcript has 4 exons. Bases 1 to 1032 code for a protein of 343 amino acids. The record is from RefSeq and is a predicted model, not a curated record.